AUGGCUGCAGAGGGUAAUACGAAUGAUGGACGGAGUCGGCAGGAAUCUGUUGGCACCUCGUCCACUGGACAACAGCUUCCAUCGUUGAGUAGCCUCUUUGGCCCGCCAUCAGCUAUGAGACCUCUGAGCUCUCCACACACGGAGCGCAAUGGAAUAUAUCCUUCGCCCUCUCCCCUAGACAGGCCACGGCUAUCGUCGAAUGGAAACCUGUCGAACUCCUACUUCCCACAGACUAUUUCACCUUCUCCGCUGCAACCGAGAAGUCUCUAUGACACAGUCUACAACUACCACGAUAGACAGUCCGCCCACGCCCCGACAUCUUCCUUCACUGGGCCGCAGUCGCCCGAAUACUCGAACCACGAUCACAGGGGCUCAGAUGCGCGUUACGAACCCGAAAUGCCGCGCAAAUGGUCCGCCUACCGCGAGGACAGCAGGCAAGAUUAUCAGGCGGCGGGAUCUCGCGACUCAUCUUAUCCGCAAGGUCAAGAUCAACUCAGGACUCAUCUCUCUGGGCACAAAGAUGCAACCCACGAUUACUCCGAACGGCGACCCAGUCAAGUUCCCAGUUCGGACGGCAACCCGCCAGCAACUACAGCUACCACCAUACCCUCUGAUAUCGCCGUUUCCAAAGAUGGCCUGGGCCCAAAAAUCUGGACAGGCACGCACUUCCUACCGAGAUUUGUGCGAGCAGCAGAGGUACCGGGCGAAGGCAUGUGCUAUUUCUACGACGAUGGAAGCCAUUGCAAGACCGUCAUUGACGGUGAGGCGGUAAACGCUCACUGGGGCGUGACGAAGGCGGGCAAGCCUCGCAAGCGGUUGGCUAUUGCAUGCGUGACUUGCAGGGAGAAGAAGAUCAAGUGUGACCCGGACUACCCACGAUGUGUCCAGUGCGAAAAGUUUGGUCGCAUUUGCAAAUUCAAGAAUGCAUCGCCGCGAGCAAUGCAACCCUCAUCUCCAGAUCGCGGAUACAGCAAGAGGCUCAAGCUGGGAUCUGAGGCGUACGUUUCCAACGGCGAACCGCCUGCCUCGUUCAAUCGCCGAUUGGACUAUCUCAAACCUCGAAUGGCCGAACAGCCACCGCUACCACUUCUCCCCGAGCCAUCUAGGAUCCCGGACGAUGUUCUUGGUCGUGCUUGGCGGACCGAUCCCUUUGCCUCGAACCCUGACCUGAUCACCAGUGCCCUGACCAGGUUUUUCGCCAAUGUGGACAGCACUAUGAUUCUACAAUUUCUCCCGGAGGAGGCCUUUCAGCGCUGGGUCGUGGCUUCUGUUGGACAAAAAUCCCCUGAAGACUUGAUGCUCCUCUAUAGCACCCUUGCCGUUGGCUCUGCGCUCUGCGGCGAUCCUAAGCAUAUUGCUUUCGAAUAUGCUCAGGUGGCUCACUACGCGCAAAGGAUGACGGGAGUGCAGUGCUUACAGCUGGUGCAAAGCAGGAUCCUCCUUGCCGUGUAUUACAUCUCGACCUGCCGUACACGAGAAGCCGAUGAGCUGAUAUCUUCAGCAGCGGCUAGCGCUGCAUGCCUGCAGCUGAGCUUAGAACUCGACCACUCCCGGGAAUCGGCCAUGACCAUUUAUCCUCUGGGACUCAAUAGGAUGGGCUAUGCUGAAGCUCGCAGGAGGACUCUUUGGUCACUGUUCAUGCUGGAAAGACUUGGCGGGCUUUUCCCGGAACGCCCAGUAAUGACUCAUGCAGAGGACAUUUACAUUCGACUUCCUGCCGACCUCAAUAGCUUCGAGAAGCAAGCCGAGUCCCGCGCGCGAAGCUUUGACCCAUAUUGUGGCCGCGUCGUGUCGGAUGAGCCAUCGUCGGACGCCACUGUCACGGGCUACUAUCUUGAAAUGGUGCACAUCUGGUCGGACUGCCAGGCCUCCAUCUAUAGAAUGGCCCUCAGACGGACGCCCACCGAAGCCGAGACCACGAAGCUGCAGGAUCUCAUCAAGAGAGCCAAGAACUGGGCUGCUUCUCUACCCCCUCGCAUGACGUUUAGUGGCACAAACAUCGAAACGGCUGCUUUCUCGAGAAGCACGGGGUCUUUCCUCAGCAUGCAUUUUCUUUACCAUCAUACCAUGAUCGAGUUGAACCGACACCGCUACGGAGCCGGCCAGCUACCCCGGGAUGUCCAGUUGGGGCAUUCGGCCGAGUGCCGGGAGCACGCAAGCCGGGUUCUCGAGAUGCUGAACAGUCUUGAGCGUAUCUUGAGGGUCAGGUCUGCAUUGCUGAGCAUCCCUCCUCCAGCCAUGGCUGUCGCCGUCACAGAAGCUGUCGAUGUUCUGACUGCCAGUGGUCCGAUGGCCGUUUUAGGCGAGAUCAUUGACCGAGUUCGAAUCGCCCAGUCGGCAAUUGACAAGAUGAAGGACGUCUGGGAGGCAUCCUCAAAGGACGGUCUUGCCAUCCACCGGCGUUUACAAAAGUUGAACCGCAUUCGUGAGCUAGGAUCGCGGCCGCCCAGCCCUAUUCAGGGCUAUCGCUUGCUUCCCCUGUCAGACAACACAAAGGACAAGGAGCUCAGCCACUGGCAGAUCUUUGAUCCCCUUGAACAAACAUUUCCCAGAGACAUGGACGUGGUCUAUGUCGGAUGCGACUAG
Trichoderma reesei QM6a is the source of this 2586-nucleotide messenger RNA. RefSeq names its product N-terminal binuclear Zn cluster-containing/DNA binding domain-containing protein. The coding region runs from base 1 to 2586 and encodes 861 amino acids. Gene Ontology annotation, cellular component: nucleus. The transcript is spliced from 2 exons. Gene Ontology annotation, biological process: regulation of DNA-templated transcription; DNA-templated transcription. Gene Ontology annotation, molecular function: DNA binding; DNA-binding transcription factor activity, RNA polymerase II-specific; zinc ion binding. The record is from RefSeq and is a predicted model, not a curated record. Lineage: Eukaryota; Fungi; Ascomycota; Sordariomycetes; Hypocreales; Hypocreaceae.